This is a messenger RNA of Aspergillus wentii DTO 134E9, 4957 nucleotides long. RefSeq lists its product as uncharacterized. The coding region runs from base 150 to 4769 and encodes 1539 amino acids. The transcript has a single exon. NCBI's taxonomy places the organism in Eukaryota, Fungi, Ascomycota, Eurotiomycetes, Eurotiales, Aspergillaceae. The record is from RefSeq and is a predicted model, not a curated record.
GCUCAUCAGUUGCCCCCCCGCACAGCACAUUCCUUCAACGCAACCCACCAUCGUUUAGACGGAAUGAUUUCGAAUCUGCAACAUUCUAUGUCCAUUGUUAGAUCGCUGUUCUUCGGACUGGAGCCGGGAACAAAAGUCAAGGUCACACCAUGUCGUCGUCACACAAGUCCAAUGGUGGUCGAAUACCCAGACCAAAAGAUUUUGCAUCACAAUCACGAAGCGCAUCGUCCCCAGUGACAACGUCCUCUGCGACUUCUGGCGCUUUUCCAAUUUCACUGUUUCCCAAGCCUCAAAUGAAUACCUCGUCGAGGACUAGCAGGACAUUGUCAGUUUCCGACGCAGCGCAAGGUUCUCAGAUUCCAGCGCCAUCGAGGCCUGUCAAAACAACCUCCAACAGCGAUGUCCGGCUGUCUUUUCUUCCUCGACCAAAUACUCAGUCAUUGCCUCGAGCAUCACACCGUUCACCCAUCAGUCCCUUGACAACCGGCCAAACCACCCAGUCACCCUCUGGCCCGGUGGCAAAACCUCAACCUACGCCAAAGACCGAUAAGCAAGCAUCUGUGAGCAAUAAAGCACGAAAUAUCCUUCGCAGGAAGGCUCCAACAAUCGGGCAGCGUGCUGAACAUACGAUCGAGACCGCAAGGCCUGGAAAGUUGAGUGUGAUUAUUCCGAACAGCGUUCGCCCCACCCAGGCCAUGAAUGCUACACCGAGGAAUCCCUGGGACCAACCGGAGUUGGCUCGGCUGCGAACCUCACUAUCUGUUUCGCAAGAUAAGACUGCCCAAAAAUCAGCAGAGCCCCAGCCUCAAGCUAUCCAGGCACCAAAAGAGCUUGCCAGCCUGCGAACAACCGUCAAUACCCAGAACCUCCCUCCGCCAACUCCGAACUUCCCCUCAGCCAGCACGCCCUCGACACGGUACUCCUCCUCCCCGGGGAUAUGGAGUAGGGGGUCCACUCCGACUUCAGUCUCGUCAUACUCACCGGGAAUUGUUCAACCUGUGAAGUUUGGUUACCGUUCAAGACACCCGAGUCCUUCUCAGUUCAGACUUCCAUUCUUCUCUCCGAUAUCAUACGCCAGUCCACAAAGUGAUCGAUUGGAGCAAAAUGCCAGCAAGUCUCCGAAUUUAGAAAAAGGUGCUGGGUCCAGUACGUCAUUAUUGGUCCAAGGUGAACUCGAAAUCUCCCCGAAGAGCACAGGACCUGCAAAAGCAGUGACUCCAUCAAACAGCCUCCUGCCACGGCGAUCGUCGUUAAGGCCGAGCCUUCCGACGAAAGCCAAGCCGGAUGCUGAACCAGCCCAUAAGAAAGACGAGAUAAAAAGACCCAGCAUUGACCGUAGAGCAAGUAUGGGAGCCACAAAGACUCUCGAUCCUUCCAAGGACUCAAAACAACAGAGUCCUAGAAGACCGAGCAGAGAUGGCACUGAUCGAUUGGAGUUGGAGCCUUCUCCCGUGAUCCGAAGCAAUGUGCCACCCAAGUCAGUAACCAGCCACAAACGGCGCGAGUCAGCAGAGAACUCCCCAGUGCGGCAACAGCAACCUCCGAGUCAGUCUGCGGCUGCAUCAGUUGACUCUCUUCAUUCGCGCAGCACAUCGCAACUUACUCUGCCAACUUCCAUAUCGCCAGUGAUUUCACGGAAGUCACCACAACCGCAGCCUUUGACCCAAGAUCCAAAGAAGAAACAGGAAGUCAAGACCCCAGCGCCUAAGAGAUUCGGCCUCUUCCCCAAGAAAUCAAAAUCGGACUUCGACAGGUCUACCUUGGAGCAAAUCAAAGCAACUAGGAAAGGCCCAGCUGCUGGAACCGGGCAUGAAGGCUAUGGAAAGUAUUCCGGGCGAGGCCGGAAGACAAGCACCAGCAGCAACAGUACCAGACCGCGAUCCAAUAGCUUGACUAGUGCACCCAAGCCCGGCUCUAGCAUUAAGGGUGGUGUCAAAGGUCGACCGGAUUUGAACAUCGACAACUUCUUUCUUGAUCGUCUGGAACCCGUGGUUAUCAAUGGUGGAGGCAUGGACGAAGCAGCUUUGACACGAACGCGAAGUGAACAGAGCGUAAAGAGUGCAGUCAGCAGCAGCGGCUCUACUAUAAACUUGACAAAAUACUCAAAGGGAUCACACUCGACCGGUUAUUCCACCGACUCACUGGCCACUUCAACGGAUACCAUCGAACCCGAACCCGAACCAAAGGUUUCCAAACCAGGAGCAGCUUCCGAUAGCUACCAGACUGCUGGACAGUCAAGCAUGCCCGUUCCUCCAGAGUCUAGUGAGACCACGCCUCUCACGAGAUUCAACUCGACAGCGCCUCUUCCUGUGGAUAAUUAUAGCUUGAGCCCACCGCACACAAGUGCUUCGGAUCACCCCCCGCUUAGUGAGAAAAAGGAUGAGCCACAAAGCCGGGAGAAGAGUCCAAGUAAGAUGAAGGGACUAGGGAUGAAAUGGAGCUUCUUCCAGCGAAGCCACGGCAGCGGUCGCAAGAACUCCACUCCCGAGGAAACGCCUAAUCCCUCUGUCCCUCAGCUUCAUGCGACGAUCGCACCAAUAGCAGCGAAUCGACCUGUUGCUCAUUAUGCGUUUGUAGACACGGAUUCAGAUCCCCUGGAAGAGAUCAUGCAUAGACAUGAGGACUCGCCACCAACAGAGGAUGAGCCAGAAUCUCCAGUGACAAUCCCCGAGGGUCUGAACAUACGAAAGACGCGCGAGUCUACCUUGCUUCCCGAGCCUCCCAAGCUUCAGGGCGAACUACCCAGGGACGGUUGCUCUUCGCCAAAAGUCUAUUUCAGAAAAGACUCUACUGCGACUGUUAACUCUGAGAAGAGCCCUGAGAGGAGCCCCAAAGAUACACGGCCAAGCCGAUUGGCAUCUGUUGGCCGUAUUCCACGAGUAGUCUCGCGGCGUGACAGGCAACACAAACCGGCAAUGCAGUCAUUCUCCAGGCCGUUCAGCUAUGCAGAGUCCCCUUCUUUGACGGCACCGGUCCUCGAUAAGCCACAUGAACGUUCUUUGUCGGAUCAUUCCGCGGUCGACUUCCAACCUAGACCAUACAACCCAGGCUUUGAUGUCACCAAACCCUUCGGGGAUCCUAUGCAGGGAAGCGUGCUGGAUUUUAUUGCGGGCCCUUAUGCAAAGAAUGAGUUCUUGAAGUUUUCUCCAGAUAAAGGGUCGGUGGUCUCAUCUGCAAGUGAUUCGGAACGUUUUUCCGCAGUGACAGCUGUGGUUCCAGGUCCCAGUUCGGAACCCACCGAGGACGAGGUCUGGGGGGAAUAUGACGAUCUCAUCGACCACGUCCUGUCCCCGGAGUCUCCGCAACCCGAGUUUCCUGGUCAAACCGAUGAAGAAGAGAAGUUUGAGUUGGCAACAAUGGCUAGCAAGACGCUUCAAGCAGAGCUAGAUGGCAACGCAGAUCAAAAUACGCUUCCUACUUUGCCUGAACACCCGGCCGAGGCACCAACUCGAUCAGGCAAUGGCUCGAUCCGACUUCGUCGCUCUAGAAUUGCUUCAGCCCUUCGCACCUCGGUUGGUCCUCCCCAACCAUCGUAUGAUGAACUCGUCGCUAAAUAUGGCGAUCCGCAAAGUGAGGACAAAAUCCACAUGGCUCACUUGGACAACUUGCCAGCUCCUACCCAGCCUGUUGAGCAGCAACCGGAUUUUAUCCGCCCGCCAUCUUUGAAACGAUCGCAGAGCUUCGAAACCUGUCGGCAGCGAAAUACUGUUUUGUUUGACAUUGCUGAGCGUGAUCGGGAGGGUCCUACAGCACAAACCAACCUCCGGUCAGGGUCGCUCAUGACUAGCCGGUGGCUAUCUUUUGGGAGGGUGCUUUUCAGUCCUGCUCACAACCACGUUAAGACUGGAGAGCAAGAGCGAAUCCUGGUGAUAGACGGUUUAGGAAACGACGACUGGUCAUUCUACUGCUCCCUGACCUAUCCACAUGCCGAUGUGUACAAUCUUAACAUCGGACCAACUCCAUCAGCAUCCACACACCCAGCCGCCUGGCAGCCACCUUCAAACCAUCACACAGUCUACCACUCCAGCUUCGAUAAACAAAUUCCUUUUCCCAAGGGAUUCUUCGCAGUGACUGUUCUACGUUUUCCCGCUGCCUGUGCAGAAAAAGUUCAAGACAACAUAGUGGCAGAAUGCAAGCGCGUGCUCCGCCCGGGAGGCUACAUGGAAAUGAGCUUGCUGGAUCUUGAUAUGGUAAACAUGGGUAUCCGCACCAGGAAGGCUGUCCGCAGACUCAAAGAGAGAACCUACCUGGCCGAUGCCAAUAUCAGCCUCAAACCGGCCAGCGACAGCAUCCAAAGAUUCCUCGGACGACAUGGAUUUGACAAUCUGAGACGUUGUAUGGUUCGAAUUCCGGUAGCAGGUAUGAUCGUCAGGUCUUCUGCCUCCUCAUCUUCAACCGACUCGUCUUAUUCCAACCUGUCCAUGUCCGCCGCUGCGACGAGUACCUUUUCCCUCCCAGCAAAGUCUACAUUGACGACCUCUCACGGCAAAUGCCCAUCGAACGACACAGACCUGUCCCUGGGGGAUCUACUGUCCGACCCUUCCCCCUCCAACGAUGAGUCUAUCCGCAAGAUCGUCGCCAAGGUCGGCCGGUGGUGGUACACGCGAUGCUACGAGAUCCCCGUCCUCCCAGGUGGCGACGUCGAUCUCAGCAUCUGGGCAGACCGGAAGAUCCUCCGCGAGUGCCAACGUCGCGGCACAGGCUUUCGAUUCCUGAUCGCAUACGCACAAAAGCCCAGCGAGGUGAAACGAAGAACGGCAAGUGUGUAGCCGACCCAUUCACCAACAUCCAACAUGCCAACAUUACAAUAAUGAUGAUGACUUAUGAGAAAUGUUUCUCUUGAUUGACGACUUUACCAUACCCGAACAUACUAUCUAUCUAUCUACAUACGUUGAUUAAUACAUUCCCGAUUUCGAUUUCGAAAACUUGAUAAUACAAAGUUACUUAUACCAGAUUG